Lachnellula hyalina is the source of this 3782-nucleotide messenger RNA. RefSeq lists its product as uncharacterized. The record is from RefSeq and is a predicted model, not a curated record. NCBI's taxonomy places the organism in Eukaryota, Fungi, Ascomycota, Leotiomycetes, Helotiales, Lachnaceae. The annotation marks the transcript as partial. The transcript has 8 exons. Gene Ontology annotation, cellular component: membrane. Gene Ontology annotation, molecular function: metal ion transmembrane transporter activity. Gene Ontology annotation, biological process: metal ion transport; transmembrane transport.
AUGUCACACGAUACUGCUAGUAAUCCUCAAUCUCGAAUCCCCGAUGUCCCACUCAUUCAUCUCGAUCCUUCCAGCGAUGGCCCCUCUAACGCCAGCUCCACAAGGGAAAAACCGGGCCUGCGGGCUCAUAUCGCUCCUUCCACUCCGGUCACCAAUGGUUCAAACGGUCAUGGACCUUCCUUGAAUACCAAUGGCAUUGCGAAUCCUGAACAGUCGGCCUUCGUGAAGCGUGAUCCUCCUGUCCCAAGCCCAGGAUUCGCAACUGAAGUUGACAUUAUAGGCGUGCCAGCUAUUUACGGAGAUCCAGAAAAGACAUGGACACCAAAAUCCAAAUAUUCUCAAGACGAUCUCGGCACCAAUGGCACACCUAGUCAGAUCCAUAUUGAGCUCAUGCGAAUGACGCCUCUGAAUCCAGUUUACUCUUCUCGACCUAAAAGGACGUCUACGUCUCGAUUAGGGAGAGACCGAAAAGAGCCAGCUUGGAUCACACGCGGCAUUCGUACUCAAAAGCCGCUGCAGAAAGCCCGUGUUUUGCUCUAUGAUCACGGCGUGCCGGAUGAGAAUCAUACAUUGAAGCUGCUGGCGAAGAGACUACUUCAAGCCAUCGAAGACUUGCGUCAAAAAGAGGGGGAGCAACGACCAAUAUUUUUUGUCUGCCAUAGUACUGGGGGACUUGUUGUCAAGUUGGCCCUCACAGAGGCCCUCAGCCGCAGAAGCUCCGUCCUAGGUGACUGCUAUGGCGUGACAUUCUUCGGUAGGCCAGAUAUACAAUUACGGGGUUUCAGUACUGAGUUGAAAACUAUAGCAACCCCACAUCGAGGCUCGAGCUAUCUAUCGAUGUCAAACUUUUCGGGGAAAAUUCAAGAAAUCCUGAGUCUGAAGGGACCAAUCCCGCGAACAAUAGCGAAGCAGCUACAACUGGACAAUGGUCUGCUGCAUGAAAUCGACUCAAAGUUCAAAGCCCUGGCUACAGACCUCCACAUCUGGUCAUUCUUCGAGACUAUAGAUUCGGAUCUGACCAACACAAAUCUCAUUGAAUCCGACCGGUUUCCUUUCCACGCUCCAAUUACGUCAAUCAAAUCUGCAUUACUGAACCUCCGCCAUGAAAUAGUAUAUCCCCUUCUCAGUGAUCACGCAAGCUGUGCAUCAUUUGACAGCAAUAAUGCACUAACAAAAUCGUCUUACCUCGGCGAAUUGGCGCAUGCUGUAGAGAAAGCAUGCGCGCUGAGAAAAAUGAAACACACAGAUAUGAAGCUAGAAGAUAAAGUCCAGGUUGAAAUCAACGGAUUCUAUGAGGGCACGGUGCUAGUAGAUGACGGUAAACAACCUCCUAUCAGAGUAUGGUCUACCAACAAAUCUCUACGUGAUGUCAAGAAACUGGGUCCAGCGAGAUUGCUAGAGGAUAGAUUGGCAGAAGUAAGUGUUGCACCUCGAGAAACGCAGCAUUUAAGCCACAAUACUCGCGCAGCCUCGUUGUCAGGUAGACUAGAAGAUCCUCGAACAGUUCCACACGAUCCUGCUUCUAAUGAUGCCUCUAGUUCGACAAGACAAGGCAAAAGAUCGCUCAAGAGUAAAAGCAAAGAAAGAGCUACAGUUUCUUCUAUCCAUCGGAACGCGCCCUCCGCAAGUCCUGACGCCAUUGGGAUAACGACUUCAGGCUCACUACCUCAUCCAGUUGUGUUGGAACCUGCCAAAGAUACAGGCCAAUCCAUUGAUGAAAUGAAACAGCUACGAAGACAUAGCGAAGUACAAAUUCAACCAUCCUUGCUACGGCCAGAUGUAUACAAAAUCAGUUCAUCAAGAGGGCGCAGAGGGAGCGAAAGCGCUAUCAGCCCCUCGAGUCAGGUCACAUUCUCCAAACCAGACGUCUCAAAUCAAAAACUAGUGUGGGUGCAUGUCCCGUUCAAUAAUCCUAGUUGGGUAAAGGAUAUUCUGGAGGCAAUAUCAGUUGAGAAGGGGCCGAAUCAUUAUAACAAGCUACUCAGUAUUGAAAACUGGGAAUCUAGGCAUGUUCGUGGAAGACAUGCAGAACACCAUGCAUGUUACGUCAAGCCUGGGUGCCCGCUUAUGGAAUCAGAAAUAAGAUCCCCAUCGGCGUCACCCAGGGGCUCGCCACGGGGUGAACCCAUUCAAAUGUGUCUCUAUCUUCCCUUUCUCCACUUCGACACCUACAAAGCCCUCGUCAAGAGGAGAACACUCAUAAAAAAACGCAUCAAGCAAGGUCGCUCACGUCCAGUACCCCAAUCUGUAUCCAAAUUGAAGUCGUUGGAACUUAAAGUGCUCUGGCAAUUCCUUGGUCACGAUCCUCCAAUCAACUGCCGGCGGACUCUUGACCAGUUCGGGUAUCCUGGACUUCUUGAUACAAGAGCGAGAGAUGAUGAUCAGAUGUUAUACAAGAUGACUAAACAGCGAUCCCAGCUGUCAAAGAAGGAUAGUUAUAAUGAUAAUAUGAAAGACAGCAGCGGAGAAACUCAAGGUGAUGGUGAAGAGUACCAGGAGGUUGAUGAUGAGAAUGAGGAUUGUGAUGAGAAUGAGAGUGGGAGCGAGGAAGAUUCCGAUGAAGAUCUUUUGGAUGGAAAUGUCCUGAUGGUCGAUCAAGUUUGGCUGUGGAUAGUUGAUAAAGUGUUCAUUUCAAGUUUGGAGGUAUCCUUGAUACGAAUUUCUACUCACUCAGCAAUACAGAGAGAAACUUUAAUUACCGACGGAAGACUAUAUCAACAAGCAGAUCUUCGCAACAGUAUUUUCAACGAAGUAAAUGCAGACUUGACUUCGAGAUGCGAGAACUCUUUCGACUUGGCAGCAUUAGUUGCACUUCAUGCCGUAACAGUACUUUUUGAGCGCUCUUCUCAUCCAGAUCUUGAAAUCUUCCGUAUAUUUGAGGAGGCUAUUAGUAUUCUAACCGAGAAAAUGACGACGUCCUUCAAGCGAUUCCGGGCACGAGGAUUCCGGGACAAGGCAACUGACUAUGACUCUACAGUUCGAACCACAAAUAUCAGAGCAAAACACAAACGCGAAGGAGCAUUGGCCGAAAAGCAGAAUCGAGAAAAUACAUCCGCCUUGCUAGAGCUACGUGACAUAGAAGACGAGCUCAAGACUCUAGAAACUCUCUUCGAAACCCAGCAAGAUGCUAUCAACGACAUGAUGAACCGCUACACAAGUGAUGAGAUUUGUGGAAUCACGGGCAACGCUUUAGGAUUCCUACACCAAGCCAUGGCGAAACUCAAGGAGUAUCUACACAACACCAGCAAGAUGAUCAAAAGCGUGCAAAGUACUCGCGACGAUUUCGACAAACUCCUCCAAAUGGUCCAACGCCAAGCACAAGUCGACGAAGUGCGCCUCGCGCGCCUACAAGCCGAUCUCGCGAGCGCCCAGUCCCGUUCCGUCAUGAUCUUCACAGUCUUCACGGUGAUUUUCCUCCCCUUGACCUUCUUCACCGGCCUCUUCGGCAUGAACACGCGCGAGUGGGGCGGGGGUUCAUUCCUACCUCUCCGUACAAUCGGUCUAGUCGCCAUCCCAUCCUCCUUUGUCAUAAUCACCCUCGCUCUAAUCGUCGCGUGGAGCACACGCAUGCGGCGCAUGCUCAACUUCGUCGCUCGGCCUAUGAUCCGUGGAUGGUCUUUCCAAUGGCUGAGGAAUUGGGGCGUGCAGGUAGAGGCAUUGCAUUGGCAGUGGAUCCCUGCGAGAACGAAGACGGGUAAGAUGUCGGAGCGCAAGAAGAGGAGGAAACGCGCGGAGAAGGCGGGUAGUUGGCUGGAUGGGGAUUUUUGGGAAGAACAUGUUAU